ACAGCAGAGUGCCAAAAGGCGCAGACGCACUCCGAUUGGCCGGAGCGCACUUUACAACCUCCUCUUGUUUCUAAGCUCCGCACAGGCAGAGCGCUUUACCUCCCCAAACUCUUGCAGGAGCCAGACGCAUCAGAGGAGCGCGGCGGAGCUGCAGCCAGAUUAGACUGCUCGUGGACUUUACCCAAACCAGAAACUCAACACGUUUUACGCACGUCGAUCAGCAGAGCCGCAGCCUUUUGCACAUUUGUUUCUUGUUAUUACUCUGCAUUUUUUUUCAUGAAGUGAACCUUGAAUCGCUUGUCAGAACCGUACCGAAUUGCAUUCACUGUAUUGUUGCAAAAAGAAAAUAUGAGGUCUGCUUCGGAAUCGCUCUGGGGAGGGAUCCGGCUGGCUGUGACAGUGGCGCUCAUGUUAGCAUGCAGAGCGUCAGAAUAUGAGGAUGUCGGCUGGAACCCACCCUACGGCAAGCCUCCCCAGUGUGUGGACAUCCCGGAAGACCUGCGGCUCUGUCACACUGUGGGCUACAACCAGAUGCUACUUCCCAACCUGUUGGAACACGAGACCAUGGCCGAGGUGAAGCAGCAGGCCAGCAGCUGGGUGCCCCUGUUGCACAAGAACUGCCACCCGGGCACGCAGGUCUUUCUCUGCUCGCUCUUUGCGCCCGUGUGCCUGGACAGACACAUCUUCCCCUGCCGCUGGCUGUGCGAGGCCGUGCGGGACGGCUGCUCCCCCAUCAUGGGGGCGUUUGGCUUCCCCUGGCCGGACAUGCUCACCUGUGACAAGUUUCCCGAAGAGGAUGUGUGCAUCGCCAUGUCGCAGCCCAAUACGACCGAGGCCACCCGGACGACAGGUCACUCCCUCAUCUGCCCUCCAUGUGACAAUGAAAUGAAAACAGACGCCAUACUGGAGCACAUGUGUGCCAGCGAGUUCGCUUUCAAGACCAAGAUCAAGGAGGUGAAGCGAGAAAACAUGGACCGCAAAGUUAUCCUGCAGAAGAGGAAGAAGAUGUUGAAAGCAGGGAACCUGAAGAAGAAAGACUUGAAGACGCUGGUGUUGUACUUGAAGAACGGCGCGGACUGCCCCUGCCAGCAGCUCGACAACCUGGGAAACCACUAUCUAAUCAUGGGCCGCAAGGUGGAUAAGCAGUACCUCCUCACUGGCAUCCACAAGUGGGACAAGUCCAGCAAAGAGUUCAAAAAGGCCAUCAAGAAGCUCAAGACCUACAAAUGUCCUGCUUUCGAUAACGUCUUCAAAUAAUAUGAGCCCCCCACCCCCAACCUCCUUUGGUCACAUCUCAUACAUAUGAACUUGCACAAGCAUUAAAAACCCAAACUUUGCUUUCUGUUUAUAUAUCUAUAUAUCUUUGUAUAUUUACAGAUAUACUUUGAAAUGUCCAUUAAGUUUUAGUUGAAUGUGGUGAGUGAUGACACCACAAAAAAGUGUUGACUUCCUUCUUUCCCUCGGCUUAAGAAAAGGACAUUGUAGUAAAAGCCCUUUCUCACUGAAAUCAUUUCCAUUAUAUGUAUGUAGAUACUUUCUUUCACUCUUUCACUCAACAGGUCAGUGGAUUUUGAUUAAAGGAUUAGUUAGACAUUUUGGGAAAUACAUCUUUCCUUUAUUCCUGAGAUGAGAAGACUGAGACACUCUCAUGUCUGUACAGUUAAUAAGAAGCUUGACCUAGCAUAAGGUUAGCUUAGCCUAGCAUGAAGAUUAGAAGUAGGAGAACAAGCUAACCAUAAAUUGUUGUUUUUACAUUUUGUUUUUGUACAGAUUAAACAAAUUAAAUAUAAUGUGUAAUUAGUGAACUUUAGUGGUGCUGGGUGGUGGAAUUAUUUUGGACAGAGCAAGGCUAGCUGAUUCUGCUUCCAGUUUUUAUGCUCACGUAGGCUACCAAUCUGCUCCAGCUUAAUCAUAUUUAGCAUAGGGACAUGAGGGUGGUGUUAGUCUUCUCAUCUAAUGCUCAGCUAGAAAAAAAAUCUAUUCUUUUAAAUCUCUCUAAUUCUGAUCAUAUAAUAAUAAAUCAUAUAAUCAAUGAUUAGACUAGGUAAUUGGCAGUUGCAGGUAUUUCCAGCUUUAAAAGCUACCCUGUAGCUUCAGAACAGCUCUGUAGGGUUCCUGUUGAAUAAGUUAUUGACAGAAGUAUGAGAGAGUGCUGCCGUUAGCCGAUUGUUCUGUCAAACUGACCUACCAAUAAUUUUUAUUUUCUUCACUUCAUUGUUACGUUUCUUUUUGUGACUUGAAAUAUCUUAAAAGAAUCAUAACCACCAAUCUCCAUCAUGAGAUAGCAUGUAGGCCUAUGUAGAUUUCUUGUGUGUUGUCACCUGACAUUUGUCUAAAUAUUUUUAUAACUUUUCUGUCUCUCUACAUCCAGUCUAACUGCAGUAAUCUGUAUUCAUCGGUAAUGGAAAAAGUCUAUACAUGUUUAAAAGUGCAAAAGUUAUCAAAGUGCAAAUAUUGCCAACCCUGUGUUCUGGCUUGUUUUGUGUCGCUGGUCCGUUUUAGCACUGUUUUGUUUCAAAUUUGAUUGACAGCGGUGCAUUGCUGCCUAAAACAUGUACAUACAAAUUUUACAUAAAUAUGGAAAACUGUA
Molecule: messenger RNA, 2590 nt
Organism: Micropterus dolomieu (smallmouth bass)
Lineage: Eukaryota; Metazoa; Chordata; Actinopteri; Centrarchiformes; Centrarchidae
Gene: sfrp1a
Product: secreted frizzled-related protein 1a
Exons: 3
Coding region: 349-1257 (302 amino acids)
Biological process (GO): negative regulation of canonical Wnt signaling pathway; canonical Wnt signaling pathway; non-canonical Wnt signaling pathway
Molecular function (GO): Wnt-protein binding
Source: RefSeq, a predicted model, not a curated record